Cutaneotrichosporon cavernicola is the source of this 3447-nucleotide messenger RNA. RefSeq lists its product as uncharacterized. The transcript is spliced from 8 exons. Gene Ontology annotation, biological process: early endosome to Golgi transport; intra-Golgi vesicle-mediated transport. The record is from RefSeq and is a predicted model, not a curated record. Lineage: Eukaryota; Fungi; Basidiomycota; Tremellomycetes; Trichosporonales; Trichosporonaceae. Gene Ontology annotation, cellular component: TRAPPII protein complex. Bases 1 to 3447 code for a protein of 1148 amino acids.
AUGCAGAAGAAAGAGGCCCUGGUGACGUACACGUUCUACCCUUCGGGGAACCAGGACCUGCGAAAUGCGGUCGCUGGGCUGGAGGGCCAGUUUCCACUGCGCAACCUACACUGGAAGAGCAGCACCCGGCCGGCACUGCGCACGAUCCAGAAGGCGGACAUCAAGCUCGUUGAGCUUGGAGACGUAUCACCCACCAAGGACAGCGUCUCAUCGAGUGUCCUCGAUACGCCGCUCGUCAACGUUUGCUUUGUGUCCUGCGAUGAUGACAAUGUGUACAAGAACAACACACGGUCAUUCAUCAAGGACUGGCUCGCGUUGCUGCAGUCAAGAAAGAACGGACACACGUUCUUGAUCGUCCUCGUGAACGCGCCGACCGCGACAGGUGUUGCACAGAACUCAAAGAACGUGUUCGGUCGCGAUAAGGGAAUCAUCGCCAAGCUCAAGGCCGACUUCAACCUCAACAAGCGGGACAUUUGUGCCCAGAUCAACCUCCCUCCGGCCGGGACUGCAGACCUUGCCGCUUGGCCUGACGUUGUGAACAAGCUCAAAGACAACCUGCUGGUCGCGUUCGAUAACGCUGUCGUGGAGCGCGAGGAGGAAGUCAAGCGUGGGGAGGCGCAGCGCGUGACGGUCGGCUGGAACUUCUGCACCUGGUUCCUGCUCAAGGAGAGUCUGGCCAACUCGUUCGAGGGUGUCAACCUCUAUGAGGAUGCGCUCGUCAUCUACGAGGAGCUCGAGGCCGCGUUCCUGCAGGUGCAGAAGGAACAGAACCUGAGCUGGUUCGGCGCGCUGGGCGGCACAGGACCACGAGAUGACUCGCUCCCUAUCCUCGACACGAGCGCCAAACCGUACCGCGACAUGCUUAUUCAAAGUAAUAUUACCGUCUUUGACUUUAGGAUAUACGUGUUUGCGCGCCAGUGCCAGCUGCUCGGCAAGAUCGGGCGCAUCACUGAGAUCGCGAAGCGCGGUCAAUGGUUCGUCGCGAGCUUGGCGAGGAAGCUGCGCGAGGCGAGGGACGACCUGCCGGAGUUCUUCAUCGAGAGCUGGACAUUCACUGCGUGUAUGGACCUUGUUGCCCGCUGCGACGAGUGGUCCCGACUAGACCGCCCAAGCGGAGACUACUCGGGCUUAAUAGCGUAUGAGUCUGCUCGCUCUGAGCUCCUAGACGUCGCGAGGAUACAGGUUGAGCGCAUUGGUGUCGCCACUGGCAAGCUCCCCGAUCGAUAUCCUUACAAGGCAGCGGUGGACGUCGCGGACAGCGAUGACGAGAAGCUUUACGCCGCUUCAGAGACUGGGAGUAUCGUCAACCCUGACGCUGAGCCAGCAUCGCCGAGACCUGUACUCUCGAAUCAGACGUUCAUGGAUGCAAUCAAGAACGAGGAGGUCUUCUUCAACCUCUAUGAAGAUUAUUCCAGACAGGCACUACAAGCGUACCAGGCGUGCGGGAAAGUUAACUCGAUGAUCCGGAUCAAGAUGGGCCUCGCAGCAUUAGCGCAGUUUGCCAACAAGUUCGACCCUGCGUUCGAGUACUACCGGUCACUCUCGAAAGACUGUCUCGAGCUGCAUAUAUGGGACCGCGUGACGAAGUUUGCUCUUGAGGGCGCCCUCGUGUGCCACGCCAAGCUCGAAAAGGAGCAGGACGCGCAGUGGGUGAACUGGGCACUCGAGUACCUCCACGCGUGUGCCGUCACGCUCGAGGCGGAGGGAGAAAAGGACCAGCUUGAGACGACAGUGGCGGCGCUGCGUGCACUGCAAGAACCACGGCAGGUGCCGAACAACAAGGUGUUCUCUAUGCAGGUACUCGACCACGCUGCCGAGUUUGACACAUGUGUCAGCCGAACAUACCUCAACGUUGAAGUGGAGAAUGCGUUGCCGAUCCUCAUGGCCGUCGAGAACGCCAAACUUGAGUUCGACUCGGAGGUAUUCGAGAGCAUAACCUACGCAACGGGACCGAUGGAGCUCAAGCCUGGCAAGCAGGUCGUCAAGUUCUACUGCUCGACCUCCAUCGCGGGCCCCAUCACCCUCCGCCAGGCUGUCGUCACCUUCGGCUCCAUCUCGGUCGUCAACGUGUUCCCGAAGAACCAGCUCAUUGUCCCCGUGCAUCGCAACCUGCUUGGAUUGCGAACAGUCCUGCGCAUGCCCACACUGAUCGACUUGAAUAAGGAGAAGCAGGUCGUCCUCGAGGUGCACACCGGACGGCAAGCAGCCAAGGCGGCGCGGCUCGUCGUCGCGUCGCUGACCGAGGAGGUGGGGUUCAUGCUCGAGCACGCCAGUUGUGAGGGGCGAGCACUCGACGUCUCGUCUCAAAGCAUCGGGAUGGGAGACCUCGUGGCCGAUGAAGUUGUCGCCAUCAAAGUCCCAUUCGCGGGCCUCCCAAGAGGCGAUCUCGCCAAGACGCAGAUUGUGGUGCAGUACGAAUCACCCACCGGGCGGGUGUGCACGUACAUCGACCAGCAGACGAUCGACGUCGGUCUCCCGAUUCUCGUCAACGUGCAGGACUUUUUCAGGCCCGAAUUGCUGGUGUCAAGCUUCACCAUCGCCUCGGACGGGCGGGAAUAUGUGCGCGUCGGUUCAGUCGAGUUGAAGACCAAGGACGCAUUCGCAAUAGAAUCCUGUCGUCCAAACUGGGACGAGCCUCUCAUCGUGACGCCGUCACAACCCAUGACAUGCCUCUUCAAAGUCAGGCCCACGGGUAAAACGAUCUCCGGUGGCCAGGCCGUAGGCCUUGAUAUCAAGUACCAGACCGUGACGGGCGAAGUCGACCUCUUGGCCCAAGCCGCGCUGGAUACGCUCCCAGAGUCGUGCGCCAAACUAGCUCGCGCGGUCCGAAACCACAUCGACGACCGCGCCGCCUGGCUGCAGCGCUACAUUCUCUCGUCGGACGUUGGGGACAUCUUCGACGCGGCAUGGCAGAAAAGUGUCUCUAAUGUCGCAGCCACGAGCAUAGAGGCCUUCGUGGCCGCCUUCCGCCCAGCCGUGCCGGUGUGGCGCACCCUGCGUGUACCGGUCGAGAUCCCCCUCCGCCGCCUCCUCACCACUGUGAACCUCACGCCCUCAGGGGGACCACGUGCAGUCUAUGAGGGGAGGGCGAUAGCAUUCGACCUGGAGCUCGCCACCUCCUUCGCUUGGCUGGGGGAGACGCCUGUCGAGCGACCUGUGGUGUCGUAUGAGCUCACGGCCAAUGCCGACGACUGGGUCAUCGUUGGCAAGAAGCGCGGCGUCUACGUCGCUGACCCCGCGACAACAGAGAGGCAGUCGAUUGUCCUCGUGCCCGUUCGCCACGGGUCGCUGGCCCUUCCUCCCGUGACUGUGCAGCUUGUACAAGGCGGCGCCCCUGGUAUCGUAUGCGAGACGUACAUUGCCAACGCGGCGCAGGGUGUCAAGGUCCUCCCCAGCCGCACAGGGAUGACGGCACUUGUGCCCAUCCAGCGCUGGGAGGAACAGUAG